AUGAUGUCGUUCAUCAGCUAUGUUUUCUUUUGCACUGUAUUAUAUAGAAUAAUUGCGUUUCCUCAAAUUAAUCUUGAUCUUACCGAUUGGAUAAAUGAUAAUGAAAGUAAUAUGGUUCUGCAACAUGAUUGUCUUCAUGUGACUGCUUGGAUCGAAGAAGAUAAUGAUCCUUAUCAGAUCAUUUCCUAUUGUAUGAGUGAAUGGCCAUCAAAGUGGAAUAUUCAAAAAAAUACUCAAGAUCCAAACUUUACUUUUGCUGAACUCUAUCAGCUGAAUACUACUAGUGAACAAUUAUAUCUUUGGUCGGCGCCAAUGGACGUUGUUGAACGUUAUCAAUUGUAUAUAAAUUUACUUCUAACUUCAAAUUUAUCAUUAUCAUCAAUGGCAACACAUAUGUUCUAUAAUUGUACAUCACCUAGAUUUGGUCCAUUAUGUCAAUAUUCAUUGGAUGCUUACAAGUCUCAUCAUUUAACGUUAAACGAGAUUAUUCGUCAAUAUUAUCUACACAAAUAUGAACCAACAACAUUGACGUGCUACACUCAUUUACAAUGCGAUCGUGGUUCAAUACUUGCAUGUCUUGAUUGGAGUGAAAUAUGUGAUGGAAUCAUUGAUUGUCGAAAUGGAGUCGACGAAGAACCUUGUUGGCAAAUUGAAAUAAAUGAGUGUGAAGAUAAUGAAGAGCGAUGUCUAAAUUGGCAAUGCAUACCUACAACAUUCUUUCAUGAUAACCCUAAUGUUUUUGAAUGUCUUGAUCGAUCAGACGAAUCGUCAUCUGAGCAACGCUUAUUUAUAAAUAUUAACGGUGAGCCUACAUUUGCAAAGGAAGAUGUUACAUGUUCCAAACGUUAUCAUCAUUCGAACUUAAAUAUGAAGCUAACAAGUUCAUGUGUGUUGAAUCGCACCAAUUUACUAGAACAGUCCCUGUUCUCUGAGAAACUAAACACAGUAUCAAAUGAUUGUUGGUUAGCCGUCAAGUGUCAGUUGGCUUUUCAAUAUAUAUUAUCAGAUCUAAGAUGCUCUGAUCUUUUUUUCAAUGAAACGUGGACAGAAAUAAUUAACAAGGCAUGUCCCGAUAUGCUAUACGUGCCAGCUGGUCCAGUCGCUUUUGGACAUAUAUACUUUCUAUAUACAAAAGAAAAUAUAUUAAGAUCUUAUGUGAGAGUACCACCACCUCAGUAUGUCUGCUACAAUGACCAACUUUGCGGUGGAUUCCAUUUGAACCGAACGUUAUUGUCAUUCAAUAAUGAUACAUGUAGCCGUCCGACAGAUUUUCCAUUAACUUUUAACUCGUUGGGUCCUACCAGAGGCAACUGGAACAGUAUGUAUGUCUUACCUCUGUAUAAACAGCUUUAUUCAUGCAACACAGUUGUCCACAGUGGUUCUGUAAAUUGUAACAGUUCAAUCAUGUACAGAUGCCUCAAUUCCUCAAAAUGUAUUGUCAAGCAUCGCCUUUGUGAUGGUAUAAACGAUUGCGAUUAUAAAGAUGACGAACAAUGUUCUUCAAUUAAUAAUUCUUGUUCGACAUAUGGAUCGAAAAACUAUUUCAAAUGUACUACAAGAGAUCUUUGUAUUCCUUUGACAGCGAUUGAAGAUGGUCGGUGUGAUUGUGGAGAUAAUGAAUAUGGUGUUUGUGAUGAUGAAAGUUUAAAUCUUCACUAUAUCAGAAAACAUAUAUCAUUUCAAACAAUUUGUGAUGGUUUUAUAGAACUAUUACCUGUUACUAUUGAUGGACGAAAUGAAACCGAUGAAACCGAAUGCGAAUAUUGGCAGUGUAAUAACACUUAUACUCGAUGUGAUGGAUUUUGGAAUUGUUUCAAUGGAGCAGAUGAAGUAGAUUGUGAUCGAUCACCAAUAUUGAAAUGUCCGCUUCAUCAUCACAUUUGUGUCUCACCUGACACAUAUCAAUUCAUGUGUUUGCCUCUUACAAAAGCCAAUGAUGGUAAUAUUGAUUGCCUUGGUGCCACUGAUGAGCCACAACUGUGUCGAUCAAAUAAUCAUGAACUCAGCGGUGUUAACAUUCAUUGCACCAUUGGUGAACAUGGAUAUUGUACCUCUUAUAUACGUUUAUGUUUCUAUAGAGAAUGCAAUUACAAAGAUUAUGAUAAAAUUUGUGACAAUACUAUGGACAAUAUUGAUUAUUUUGCUAUAUGCAAUGACAAAUAUACAGGUGUUCGUUCUGAUAUUGCAAAUUUUUUUUGUGAACGUAAAAUCGAUUUUAGUAGAUCAUCCAUUUCAACAUAUUUUUCAUUGGAUAGAAUUAACCGCUCAAUCGAACAAACAAUGAAACAAAACACAACAACAAUAAAUUCAAAUUCAUCUAUUACUCAACAAAUCGCUCUUCAACAUCAACAACGUUGUCAUCGUGGUCUUGUUCUUAGAGUUUGGCUAGAUUAUGAAAAAAACUUAACGACGGAAACAUGUCUUUGUCCAUCUAGUUUUUAUGGAAAUAUGUGUCAAUAUCAAAAUCAACGAAUUAGUCUCACUUUGCAAUUUCAAGCAUAUUCGGAUUCUCGACAAACUCUAUUUGCUGUUGUUGUCUCACUCAUUGAUAAUAGUGAUGAAGGAAUCAUUCAUUCACAUCAACAAUUUAGUUAUUUGUACGUACAAGAUUGUAAAACUAAAUUCAACAUGUAUUUACUAUACUUAACUCGACCAAAAGAUCAAAAAAAACAUUAUUCAAUACAUAUUGAUAUCUAUGAAAAAGUAUCACUCGCAUAUCGAAGAAGUUUUUUAAUACCACUUAAAUUUCCCUUUUUACCUGUACAUCGUGUUGCUGUACAACUCAACAUUCCACGCACAACUGAUGACGUGAAAAGUUGCUCAAAUCAACAAUGUGCUCAUGGUCGAUGUAUUAAGUAUUCAAACAAUCCAAAAGAUAUUAGUUUUUGUCAAUGUUAUCGAGGAUGGUCUGGACGAUAUUGUACUAUCUCUCAUAAUUGCACAUGCUCGUCUGACUCAUUAUGUAUUGGUAUCUUAGCGAACAACCGAUCUUUAUGUGUUUGUCCUAUGAAUAAGUGGGGUUCUCAAUGUUUAUUUCAAAGUACAAUAUGUAACUCAAAUCAAAAUACCACAUGUUACAAUGGUGGUCAAUGUAUACCUACUGAUAAUCAUGUAGCAUCUAAUAAGAAAUUUAAAUGUAUCUGUCAAAAAGGUUUCACUGGAGACAGAUGUGAAAUAGCUGAUAAUAAAAUCAUUGUAUCAUUCCAUCAAGAUAUCAUUUUACCAGACUCAUUACUUAUUCAUUUCAUUCAAGUGAUUGAUGGUGCUUCACCUACAAACGGCAGUACUUUCAAAAUGAUUCCUAUUUAUCAAAACACAGUGAUGAUUAAUUGGUCAUAUCCAUUUCACAUUGCUUUUGUUCAACUUUUCAAUAACAACUACUAUUUAAUUACUGUUCAAAAGAUAUACCAUCAAUCGACAACCAUUAUUCGAGAAAUUCAACCAUCAGAUCGUUGUCCAUAUAUAAAUGAAGUAUUGAAUGAGACAAUUGUUAAAUUUCAUCUUCUUCGUCGUAUUAAAUAUUAUCAUUUACCAUGUCAAAGAUAUUCACCACAAUUGUCUUGUUUUUAUGAUGAUAAUCAUUUUUGUUUAUGUAACAAUUAUGGAGAACAACGGUUAGCCAAUUGUUUUGAAUUUAAUUAUACAAAGAAAUUCGAUUGUUUUGGUCAAAGUGCUUGUGAAAAUGGAGCACAAUGCUUACAAGAUACAUUUGCAUGUCCACAAACCUCGACAUGUGUUUGUCUGACAUGUUUUUAUGGAAGACUCUGCCAAUUUAGUUCAAAUGCAUUUGGUCUUUCACUUGAUGGAAUUUUAGGUUAUCACGUUCAACCAUAUAUUAUCAUCAGACAUCAAUCUCGUGUUGUAAAAAUAAGUUUAGUAUUGACGAUCAUUAUGACUGUAGCAGGAUUGAUCAAUAAUACUCUAUUGAUGAUUGCAAUUAAUAACAAUAAAUCACGUAACAUUGGUUGUGGUAUUUAUCUAAUAAGUACAUCGAUUAUUAGUCUAUUUACAAUGAUUAUGUUUGCAUUGAAAUUUUCGAUACUUAUCAUUGCACAAAUGACAUAUAUUGCGAAUCGUUUAUUCCUACAAUUACAAUGUAUUUCAAUAGAUUUUUUGCUACGAAUUGGUCUUAAUAUGGAUCAAUGGUUAUCUGCAUGUAUAGCCGUAGAACGAACCGUUACUGCAAUAAAAGGAGUCAGUUUUGAUAAGAAGAAGAGUAAACAAAUGGCUAAAUAUAUGAUUCUUAUUCUUCUUAUUUUAAAUAUUAGUACUACUAUUCAGGAUCCUAUUCAUCGACAUUUGAUUCAUGAUGAUGAUAAUAGCGAAAAAAGAAUUUGGUGUAUUGUGUCUUAUUCAUCUAGUCUUCAAACAUUUAAUACAGCGAUGAAUAUAUUUCAUUUUUUGACUCCAUUUAUUAUUAAUUUGAUUUCAAGUUUGCUUAUUAUUGUUAUGACUGCUCGACAGCGAACAGCCAUUCAAACUCAUAAAAGUUAUCGAAAAAUCUUAUAUAAACAAUUUGCAGCACACAAUCAUCUAAUAAUUAGUUCAAUUGUUUUGGUCAUUUUAGCUAUUCCACGUUUGAUCAUUUCUCUCAUGUCAAGUUGUAUGAAGUCAAUUAAUGAUCCAUGGUUAUUUUUGAUUGGAUAUUUUAUUUCAUUCAUACCAUCUAUGCUUACUUUCGUUGUGUUUGUUCUUCCAUCAAAAUCAUACAAAGAAGAAUUUUGGAAGGCUUAUGCACGAUAUAAAAACUCAAUACAAAGACGAUUACAUCUCGUUUCAUAG
Molecule: messenger RNA, 4782 nt
Organism: Rotaria sp. Silwood2
Lineage: Eukaryota; Metazoa; Rotifera; Eurotatoria; Philodinida; Philodinidae
Source: the annotation of a GenBank genome assembly